AUGAUUUUUAUAAGAUAUCAUUCAUUUAAAUUUAAUUUAAAAAAUGAUUACUCAACUGAUCGAUACCAUUUUGAUGAGAAUAUCAAAGACAGUAAUCUAAAGAGACUUAUCUUAGCAUAUGGUUCUUGCCGACCAACAAUUCAAUUUCCAUAUACUGAACAUGAAAACGGCAAAUCAUAUCGUUUUUCUAAACACUAUUAUUUUAUGAAAUUGAAAUCUGGAUUAAAUGUCCCAAGGAAAUGGCUGUGUUAUUCAGUAGGUUUAGAUGUAGUGUAUUGUGAGACAUGUUGGCUAUUUGCGAAACGUGGUUAUUCAUAUUUUAAUCCAUCCUGGGUUAAUGGAGUUAAUAACUGGCAUUGUCUCUCAGCUAAGAUAGAUUUACAUGAAAAAUCAAUACAACAUAUUGAUGCUAUUAAAGUACGUUGUAUUUGGGAAAAAAAUGAGACUAUUGAUAAAUUAACUGAGCAACAAUACUCAAAUGAAGCAGCUUAUUGGAGAAUGAUGCUGCUAAAAGUUCAAAACAAGUUACAUCUUUUUAUGAAACUGUGCAAAGCAUAUUUAAUUUUUUUAGUUCAAGUGCUCCACGAUGGUCAAUUUUAGCUUUUGGCGAAGCUGAUGCCAAAAAAAUAAAAGCUAAAGUUCUGAAAAAGUUAUGUGUGACAAGAUGGGAAGCACGACAUGAAUCGAUUUAUUCAUUAAAAGUCAGAUUUAUUGAUGUACUGGAAGCUUUAACAAAUAUAUCCUUAACAAGUUCUAAAA
Messenger RNA from Aphis gossypii (cotton aphid), 759 nucleotides. Its product is annotated as zinc finger MYM-type protein 5-like. The record is from RefSeq and is a predicted model, not a curated record. NCBI's taxonomy places the organism in Eukaryota, Metazoa, Arthropoda, Insecta, Hemiptera, Aphididae. The transcript has 3 exons. Bases 1 to 600 code for a protein of 199 amino acids.